Acanthamoeba castellanii str. Neff is the source of this 1683-nucleotide messenger RNA. Its product is annotated as Signal transducer and activator of transcription STAT family protein. Bases 1 to 1683 code for a protein of 560 amino acids. NCBI's taxonomy places the organism in Eukaryota, Discosea, Longamoebia, Acanthamoebidae. Gene Ontology annotation, molecular function: DNA-binding transcription factor activity, RNA polymerase II-specific; RNA polymerase II cis-regulatory region sequence-specific DNA binding. The record is from RefSeq and is a predicted model, not a curated record. Gene Ontology annotation, biological process: regulation of transcription by RNA polymerase II; regulation of cell population proliferation; defense response. The transcript has 6 exons.
AUGGAGGAGACGGACCUCGAUGAGAUGAACCCCGAGUUUGGGAAUGAGUUCUGGAAGGAGCUUACAGAUGACGUGCUCGAUACGCUCUACAGCCAACUUGAGCAACCAGCCUUCGAUACCAGCGAGUACUACCUGGAUGAUGAUGACGAUGGAAUGCUCGGCUCCACCAAUCCUGGAGGCUUCGUGCUGCCCGAGGCAGCGCAUGGCGCCAUGGCCCCCGCCGUCCAGGUUAAAGAUGAAGACGCCGUCGCCCGCACCGUCGAUCCGGCCCACUUCCAACAACAAGGCCAACAGCACCAGCACCACCAGCAGGCCGCCGCCGAGCCCCGACAGCAGGCCCGCCCCGCCGCCGCCCAUGUCCCGCUCCCCGCCAUCUCGCAGGACCAGGCCAAGGCCCGCAUGGUGAUCGACCAGGUCCAGCAGCUCUUCGCCACGCAGGACCAGCACAUCGAGCAGAUCCGACAGAUACAGCAGCAGCUCGUGCUGCAGCCGCAGAAGGAGGGCGUGCGGCAGCUCCAGGAGCAGCAGUGGAAGCUCAACCAGCAGAUCGAGCUCGAGCUCAAGGAGCUCCAGGGCCUGCACCGCUCGGUCAUCCUCGAUCCGCCCGCGCUCCACCAGCUGCGCAUGCUCCUCCAGCGGCUCAAGAUCCAGCAGCAGAAGAUCGAACUCUUCCGCCAGGAGCUGCAGCUCCCGACGCCACAAGUGCUGUUCAAGGGCAAGACGCUGGAGGACAACUACGUGCUGGCGCUGCUGUCGGGCUCGAACGUGAACAUUCAGAACAUCAGCAAGGUCAAGGCCAUCCUGGUGGCCGAGGAGAAGAACUGGAAGAACAAGAAGCCGAUCGAGAACGACGUGCAGGCCAUGGACUCGAUGAAGCGCGUCCUCACGUUCCACAACAUCAAGCUCAACGUCUCGACGCGCAUGUCGAUGGUCUACCUCAAGUUCGCCGUGCAGGUCACGCUCCAGAACGGCGGCACGCACACGAUCGAGAGCGCCGGCUCGAGCCCGAUCAUCGUCAUCACCAACGAGAGCCAGUGGUGCGACGCCGCCGGCAAGCUGCUCCUCUUCGAAGCCUUUGGAGGCCAGACCGAGAUUCCGUGGCAGCACCUGGCCAACGUGACGCACACCCAUUUCCUCAAGGCCACCAGACAGGACCCGGGGCGACCCCAGCGGCGACUCAACCACGGCGAGUUCCAGUACAUCCACUACAAAUUCUUUGGCGGUCAGCUCAAUGUCACACAGCAGCAAGCGGGUCGGUUCUGGUCGUGGUUCGGCCAGGUCGUGCAGACGCUUCGGUUCAAGCGGCACAUCGCCAACAUGUGGUUUGUCGGGUUGAUCUACGGCUUCAUCACGAAGAACGCCUGCACGGAGAUCCUGAAGAACGAGGAGAUCGGCACGUUCGUGAUCCGCUUCAGCGAGAACCACCCGGGCCUCUUCGCGGUGGCCUACGUGGACGACGACCCCUACGAGCGGGUGAAGCACUACCUCGUCAAGCCCGAGGACAUAUCGUCCAACAAGAGCUUGCCCGACUUCCUGCGCGAGAAGCCCCAGUUCCUCUACGUCAACCAGCUCGACCCGGCCACGGGCGAGCUCCACAAGCUGCCCAAGGACAAGGUGCUCGAGGGCUACUACUCCAAGAGACAGCUACACGGCAAGCCCAGCAACGGCUACGUCCUCCUCUAG